Messenger RNA from Ipomoea nil (Japanese morning glory), 3760 nucleotides. RefSeq lists its product as uncharacterized. The coding region runs from base 281 to 3406 and encodes 1041 amino acids. The record is from RefSeq and is a predicted model, not a curated record. The transcript has 5 exons. Lineage: Eukaryota; Viridiplantae; Streptophyta; Magnoliopsida; Solanales; Convolvulaceae.
CGUUUGUUUGUGUGAAAGAUUUCUUAUCUGGGAUCUCUCUCUCUACAAAAAUUAAAAAUUUAUGCUACGCACUUUAGGGAGAGAAAGAACUUAGUUUUAGACAGAGAGAGGGAGAUAGAGAGAGAGAGAGAGAGAGAACGGGGGGCUGGCCCCAGCAGAUCGAAAUCUUCAAUCUUUUGUUCAGUCUCAUGAGGAUCUGUGCUUCUUCAAUGCUUUGUCUAAUGAUUCAAUCCAUCAAAGGGUCAUGAGAAGAGGUGAUUCCAGGAUGUGGGUCUGAGGAAUGGGAACCCAAGUGCACGAGAAAGGCGUCUUGCCGGGUUAUUACUCCAUGAGGGACCUUAAUGAGGAUUCUACUAGUAGUAAUUGGCCCCUGUUUUAUGGAGAUAGGGCCGUAGCAAAUGGGCAAUAUUGUAAUGGUUUCACGUCGAGGAGCGUUGUGGAUGCCUGUUCAGGAUACAACAAGGAUGCAGUAAAACAGAAAAUGCUCGAACACGAGGCAAUAUUCAAGAAUCAGGUUUCGGAACUCCACCGCCUUUACAGAAUCCAGAGGGACAUGAUGGAAGAAGUUAAAAAGAAAGAACUAAAUAAAAACCGGAUGUCAUUGGAGCCAUCGUCUUCGUCUAGCAUUCUAGGAUCUCAAGUGCCCUACGAAGAUGUUCAGAAAUGGCACGUUACCGGCUUUCCUUUGACGAAUUCUGGUUACGCUAGACCGUGUACUUCUAGUACCGAAAUGGGUAAUUCUCUGUUAAGCUGUACACAGGGAAGCGAUGUACAGUCCGGUCGAGUUCAAUUGCAAAAUGGAUGUUCCUCGAAAAACUGUGAAGCAGCAUUCGAGGCUAGGCCAUCGAAAGUGCGGAAAAAAUUGUUCGAUCUUCAAUUCUCGGCUGAUCAGUACGUCGAUACUGAAGAAGGCAAACAGUUGCAAGAUUCUAAAGAAUCCAUCUUCCCGAGCUACCCUGCUAACGGAAACUUUACUAUUGCACGAGAGAGUAGCAUGAAAUCGUUUCUUGGAGGCGGUGGUGAAAGAACUGAUUCCCGAAAAGAUGCUUCGAUGUCACAUUUACGUUUAAGAAGUGUAAAUGGGUUGGCUGAUCUGAACGAACCUCCUCAGCUCGAAGAAGCAACUAUUCCACCGCCCGUUGAUUUUCUCGGUCAUUGUGCUAGCUACAAAGAGGCUGAAACCCGAAAUGUUACCGGUAAACCAAAUCCCGGCUUUUUAGCUCCACCCGAAAUGAUGUGGAACACUAACCACGGAACUUCCAAUGGCCCCCCGAGUAGUCCAUUUAUGGAGAGUAAGGGAAAAGAGAGAGACUGGCUCUCCUAUAAAUAUGAAGCAGGUCGCACUAAAAGCAAUGUCGGUCCGUUACCUCAAUGUCUUGAACAAAAUAAGCUACUUACGCCUUUUCAUCCAGUUGAAGCUAGGCUCGGGAAAGCUCAUCAAAAUCCCGGGAUUCAUCACGCUCACAGUACUAGGGAUGACCUGUGGAGAGCGAGGGCGGGUUGUGGGUUAGAAACCGUUGAUAAAAGCCGUGAAAACUCGAAUUGUAGCCGUUUGGAACCCGGUGCAACAUCUCUGUUGCCCCAUCCGCAUCGUUUAGGUAAUUCCUCCGAGAUUUCCAACUCGUGGUCAUGUUCCGUCUCCAAUUGCGGUGGCAGGCCAACGAGUAGCCCGACUCAGAAGUUAACACCGCUCCAUACAAGUGCGUCUUUGAACUCGUCUAUAGAUUUGAGUAGAAACUCGCACACUUAUUCUCACGGCCAUGAAACUAUCGGAGACAAGUGGCACGCCAAUGGGAGCUCUAUAGUGAAUCCCGGGGGUUUGGGCAGUGAGCUACCUGUCCAGAAUGGGUUUUACCAUGGAUCUUCAUCGGGGUUGAGGGAACCAUCCGUUCGAUUCCCUUCGGUUUUUUUUAACAAUCCGAACGAUAACAAGGGCUAUACUAACCAUCAACAUGGGAAGUUUCUUGUCGGCUCCAACUUAACAGGUUCUAAGUCGGCAAAGGAUUUUGACCUGAAUGUUGCGGAUGAUGUCACCACGAAGCAAGAUGAAGAGUUCGUUGAUGAUAAAAGAAAGCUCGAAGAAGACAGUGUAGCUAAAUUUCCAUGGCUUAAAUUUCAAAAAAACGAGGGGAAAGUUCCAAACUUUGAUUCUGAAUUCAUUCCAUCUUCUUCGACUCCAUUUUGCAAGGGUGAAAUUUCGAAGAAUCUCAAUGAAAUCCUCAUCCAAAAAUCUGCCUCGAUUUUGAGUGAUAUUGGGGCCAAGGAGGUGUCGGGGACUCAAAAUGUCAGGAAAAUUCUCGGGGUUCCUAUUGAAAAUCGUUGUGCUUCCAAAAACGAGUCACCUGUUUCAAAUUCCGCAACCAUUCCUUCCUUGCUUGAAGGAGAAAAUAUCAGAAAUGACAAGAAGAAUAUCGUGAUCGAUAUCAAUGUGGCUUUUGACGCUUCAAUUGCAGAGUCCGAGGAUCAAGCUGCCCGAGAACCUACAGGUAUCAAAAACCACUUCGAUUUGAACUCGUGUAUUACCGAGGAUGAGGAUCCGUUAGGGCCGUGUGUUGUGAGCGAUAAUGUCAAAGCAAGGACCGUGGAGAUAGAUUUGGAAGCUCCCGUUGUUUUGGACAACGAGGGAGAUAAUUUACCCCCCGAGGAAGAGCAUAAACGACCCGAGGCAUCUUUGCAGUUGCCCGAGCACAAGGUUGAGCAAGAACAAGAUGAAGUUGCGAGGAUCGCUGCAGAAUCAAUCGUUGCCAUCUCAUCGGUUGUAGAUGAGACCCGUCUUGAUCCUUUGACCGAAUCGCUUCGGUGGUUUGUCAAUGCUGUCUCUUCGGGCAAGUCGAGCAAAGAAAUGGUAAGCAAGAACGGGGCUCCUAACGAUAAUUCUUCUUCAGAGGGAAUAGAUUAUUUCGAGGCUAUGACAUUGCAACUAACCGAGACAAAGGAAGAAGACUACAUGCCUAAACCAUUCGUUCCCGAGAUCCAAAACGUGGAAGAUAGUGUGGUGACUUCGGUCUCAAAUCGAGCCCGAAAGGGUCCAGGAAGGAGGGGAAGGCAGCGAAGGGACUUUCAGAGGGACAUCCUUCCCGGUCUGACUUCCUUGUCAAGACACGAAGUGACCGAAGACCUUCAAACGUUCGGAGGAUUAAUGAGAGCCACCGGUCAUCCCUGGACCUCUGGAUUGACAAGAAGAAAUGGCGGUGGAAGGGGAAGGGGAAGGCGACGGGCUGCCAUUAUUGACAGUGGGCCCGCCCUCGUUUCAACCCCAACAACCACUUCCUUAAUGCAUCAACAGAACACUAUCGAAUCGAGUUUGGAGGACAGAAGCCUAACGGGAUGGGGAAAGACAACUAGGCGGCCUCGAAGGCAAAGAUUUCCCGCCACGGGUAACCUUUCUGCAAUCCCGUUGUCAUAAACCAUGGGGAAAAGAGGCUGUAAUCUAUACUCAAAUCAUUUUAUAGAGAGGAUAUAAAGACAAGACAGACUAGGAAGCUUGUUUUAAUGACUUUCUGGUAGUGAGCUGAGGUUGUUAGGUUGGGGAUUAUCUUUGUACAUGUCUUUGUAGUCUAUAAUUUCUUCAGUGCCUAUACCCAGAAUUGGUUGGUUACAAAUCUCUGUGUAUUCAGGAAUAAUCCUGCCUCAUAUUUUCUGGAUUUAUACACCAUUUGCUUCAAAAUGUGCUGUCUUAUUUGGGUGUAUUGGUUUUACAAAAGAGUUCCUUGUACACUAGGAUUCAGAUUCAUACAAUAUAUAUUCAGGAGUUACCCCA